Lasiosphaeria miniovina is the source of this 726-nucleotide messenger RNA. RefSeq lists its product as uncharacterized. The coding region runs from base 1 to 726 and encodes 241 amino acids. The record is from RefSeq and is a predicted model, not a curated record. NCBI's taxonomy places the organism in Eukaryota, Fungi, Ascomycota, Sordariomycetes, Sordariales, Lasiosphaeriaceae. The transcript is spliced from 3 exons.
AUGUACAGGGACAGAUGGGAGGCCGUUCCCCACCUUGAAAUUGUCUUGUCACACCCGCCCGUGGACGCACCCCCGCCCCCUAGCAAGAAGUCGCAUGUUCUCACUGUCGAAAGCUUGAUCAGCCGCUAUGGCGGGCCAUGCUUGGUGCGCUGCUACUUCGACGACGACUCGUCGGUCAGCUUCGUCGCCAAAAUAUACGACGCUGGCUCGGAUAAUAGCCCGGGCCGAGAAUCCACGAAACACCACCGGCCCAUUCCGCCCGAUGCAGAGCGCCUCGACAUGCUCGCCACCGUGGUCGAGACAGACGUCCAGCUUUCCCAUGCGGGCAUCAUAAACCAGGAUCUCGCGCCGCGGAACGUCAUAGUUCUACCCUCUCCAGCCAGGCGCAUCGUCCUUAUCGACUUCAACUUGGUGCGAUUCGGCCCCCCCACAACCGAUCCUGCCGAGCUACCAAUGAAUCCCGUUGACAGUUACUGCUCAUGGCACGAGUUUGCCUACUCGGGUGCGUUUGCGCGCUGGGUCCCCGCCAGCUGGGGCAACGACAGGGGCCGGGCGAUGGAAUGGCUGAUGGAGCGACGGGCCACGUCCACCAAGUUUGCUCCCCUCCCGACCAAUCUCGGGCUCUUUCUCAAAGGAAAAGGCACCAGCGAGGUCUUUCAAAGAUGCUAUGAUUGCAUAUUCAAGACAUCCCCCGCCGCUGCUUCCGCUCCUGCGGGUUUCUGUUGA